UCCACUCAAAACAAAAAGAGAGAGAGAAAAGACACAGCAACAGUUAAUGCCAGCCAAACAUCAUCGGCUUGACAGAGAGUUUGGUCUCAAAAACUCUACUAUUUUCCAUACUUCACCAUCCACCCCAACACUACACGCCCUUCGCCGUCGCCAUCUUCCUCUCCGGAGCAUGCGUUACCGCCUCUAUAUAAAUGCCAACUAAUGGGAUAUCCAAUCUGGAUGUAGGGGUGGACGGGCAGUAAGACAUGGAGAGUGAGCAGCGCGAGCAGUUGGAGCUUAGGGCAAUCCGCUCGCUAGGGCUAGGAUUCGAUCUCACAUCCGACUUCCGGUUGAGAUUUGCUAAGGGAUACCCUGGAAAGCGGCUGGUGGAACUCGACGAGAAGAACACUGGUGACCUUGUCUUACCCGGCGGCUUUACUGCGCGUGGGGUAUCCAGGGAUAUCGGAUGCGAUAAGGGUGAUCAGAUUCGAUUUUGCUCGGAUGUUUAUGAGUUUGAUCAGAUGUCUGAAUUGCUCAAUCAGAACUCUUUAAUCCAUGGAAAAGUUCCUUCAGGAUAUUUUAAUGCUCUUUUUGGUUUAAGCGGGUCAUGGUUGGAUGAUGCCAAGGAAAUUAAACAUCUUGCUUUUAAUGGCUACUUCAUUUCCUUAUACAUUUUGCAUCUAAGAACUACUCCAUUGGUUCUGUGUGACGAAGUGAAGAUGGCAGUCCCAUCCAACUGGGAACCUGCAGCAUUAUCAAGGUUUAUCCGUACCUAUGGGACACAUAUAAUAGUGGAACUGGGUUUUGGUGGUGAAGAUGUCGUUUGUGUUAGACAGAAUCAUUUUUCAACCAUAUCACCUGCUGACCUUAAGGGGUACCUGGAGGAUCUUGGAGACUGUUUAUUUACAGAUGAAAGGGUUGUUUCGUCGUUAAGUCAGAAAACCCAAGGAGAAAAUAGCAAGGUGCCAGAGGUGUUCUUGAAGAUGUUGCAAUCACGCAACUUGAUGCUGACCAGUCAUUCUGAAACUUCUAGCAAAGAUGGACUUACCAUUAAUUGCUCAAAGAGGGGUGGAGAUCCUUAUUUAUGCAGCCACUCCAACUGGCUAAAGACAGUUCCCAAAAACCCUGAUGCAGUACUAUUUAAGUUUGUUCCUAUUACUUCUCUUCUCACAGGCAUCCGGGGAAGUGGCUAUCUUAGCCAUGCAAUCAAUUUAUACCUUCAGUAUAAACCUGAUCCUGAUGAGUUGCAGCACUUCUUGGAGUUCCAAGUCCCUCGUCAAUGGGCACCACUGUACAACGAACUAAGUCUUGGUCUUCAGCAUCCUAAACAAAGAAAAUCAUGUCCAACUCUUCGAUUUAGAUUGUUUGGCCCUAAACUUCUUAUUAAUACAACCCAGGUCUCCAGUAAUUACCAUCCGGCAGUUGGACUGCGGCUGUACCUAGAAGGUCCAAAAUCCAACCAGCUCGCUAUACACAUCCAGCACCUUUCAAGCCUCCCAAGCAUGUUUGCAUCAGCUACUCCCUCCACAUUUUCCAUGUGGCAAUCAUCGGAAGACUCCGGCAACCAAUUUUUUGAGCCCAUUCGAUGGAAGAGCUGCUCCCAUAUUUGCACGGCGGCAGUGAAGCACAAUACUAAAUGGUUCGACAUUGUUUCCGAUGGCGUCUUCAUCGUCACUGGUGCGCAGCUUGUGACGACGGGAAGAUGGCUGAAGAAACGCCUUCAUCUUCGCCUUCUCUUCUCGCACAUCCCCAACUGCUCCGUCCAGAAAACUGAAUGGACUCGAGCUCCAUCGCAUUCAAAGGGAAGCUUCUUCACAAGCUUCAGUACAGUAUUGACCUCGACCUUCACUCACCAUGAAAGCCAUUGCCUUCACAGGCAAAAAUCUGCAACAUUAGAUUCGGCUGUAUUUGAUAAUGGCGGACCCCCUGUGCCUGUACAUUCACAGAAACUCUUGAGAUAUGUGGACAUGACGGAGAUUGUGAGGGGGGCGAACAAUGUACCGGGACAUUGGCUGGUUACUGGAGCAAAGCUUGUGAAGGAGGGGGGGAAGAUAGGCUUGCAUGUGAAGUUUGCGCUAUUGAAUUACUUUGAACAGGAUGGAAUGAUUUUGUGAAAUAGAAGGGUCUCCAUUAUUUUUUUUUUAUAGAGAUGGCGUGUUGUGUGGGAAACAGGGAAACUUGUAUUUGUUUCGAAAAUAUAGGAUAUUUUUAGCAUUCAUGUAAAAUAAUUAUUAUUGUUUAUAGCAAUUGUAUAGAACUGAAGAGUGGGAGUUUGGCAUAACAUGAUAGUCUUUCUUGAAUUUAGGAGAGAAGCUUUAUGAU
Molecule: messenger RNA, 2301 nt
Organism: Dendrobium catenatum
Lineage: Eukaryota; Viridiplantae; Streptophyta; Magnoliopsida; Asparagales; Orchidaceae
Product: MACPF domain-containing protein At4g24290
Exons: 7
Coding region: 246-2093 (615 amino acids)
Biological process (GO): plant-type hypersensitive response; regulation of salicylic acid mediated signaling pathway
Cellular component (GO): plasma membrane
Source: RefSeq, a predicted model, not a curated record